Molecule: messenger RNA, 1169 nt
Organism: Papaver somniferum (opium poppy)
Lineage: Eukaryota; Viridiplantae; Streptophyta; Magnoliopsida; Ranunculales; Papaveraceae
Product: rac-like GTP-binding protein ARAC7
Exons: 8
Coding region: 241-873 (210 amino acids)
Biological process (GO): regulation of actin cytoskeleton organization; regulation of cell shape; establishment or maintenance of cell polarity
Cellular component (GO): plasma membrane; cell cortex; cell projection
Molecular function (GO): protein kinase binding; GTP binding; GTPase activity
Source: RefSeq, a predicted model, not a curated record
UAAAGUGUUGUAGUAGUAGUAGCAGGACAUUAAAUAUUAAUUUGUUUGUGUCUUUCUGAGAAGCCUUUAUUGGAGGAGUACACUCUACUAUUUGUUCUCUUCCUCUUUGUCCAUUCAAACACAGAGAGAUUAGAGAGUGUUGGAGAGAAGAAGAGAUAGAGAGAGCUGCUCUAGGCUUCAAGAUAGUACUAUUUUGAAUUAUCAACUGGUAGUUGUUUGCUAGAGAAGGUGAAAGAAAAGAUGAUGAGCGCAUCAAAGUUCAUAAAAUGUGUAACAGUUGGUGAUGGUGCAGUUGGGAAGACAUGUAUGCUCAUUUGUUAUACCAGUAACAAGUUCCCUACUGAUUAUGUGCCCACAGUUUUUGACAACUUCAGUGCAAAUGUGGCUGUUGAUGGGAACAUUGUAAACUUGGGAUUAUGGGAUACUGCAGGUCAAGAAGAUUAUAGUAGAUUGAGACCAUUGAGUUACAGAGGAGCUGACAUUUUUGUUUUGGCUUUCUCUUUACUCAGCAGAGCUAGCUAUGAAAAUGUACUCAAAAAGUGGAUGCCUGAACUUCGGCGAUUUGCACCCAAUGUUCCAAUUAUUCUCGUGGGUACAAAAUUAGAUCUUCGCGACAACAGAGGAUAUAUGAAUGACCAUAUGGAUUAUGGUGCAAUAACGUCUGCGCAGGGUGAAGAAUUGAGGAAACAGAUUGGUGCAGCAGCUUACAUAGAGUGCAGUUCUAAAACUCAACAGAAUAUCAAAGCUGUUUUUGAUACUGCUAUCAAGGCUGUUCUGCAACCUCCUAAAAGGAAGGAAAUGCCAAAGAUGAGACGGCGAAGAAGUACUAGUCGCUCAAUUAUGACGGUGAUGUGCGGAGGAUGUGCUGCUUAGGCCACUCAAGUGGGGUUUAUGGGGUGCAGUAGUAGCAAUAGAAGCCCACUCUUGGAUGCAGUAACCAUGUUUUGUCUCAAUAUCUCCUUGGCUUUUUGAAGGACUGGUGUCACAUGAAAAAGCCACUUAACAUGCUUAUGGUACUUUGUGUAAUAGUUUUUGUUUUGGGAUUAUGAUGGUGUAAAACUUUUUCUAACAAAUUGGUUAUUGAACUAUCUCCCUCGGUUGUGGCAGAAGGGAAUUUAUCGUUCUCUUGGGCUAGGAUAUAUAUAUUAUGGAAAAUGUCUUUCUUUGUC